AUGUUCAAGUCACUCUUUCGUUGCAUCCGUAGGUUCUUUAGCCGCAUUAAACCCAAACCAAGUGACCCGCUCCAGCGAUCGACUGACUACGGCGCGAAUAUUGACAUUGAGGAGGCUUUAGCAGAAGAACUUGAGAUUCAAAGACGCAGUGGGCGUGUGCUGUCUUCAACUGCCAGCAUCGCUGCUGCACUACGAAAUCGUCCACGUGGAAUCAUUCCAGUCUUUUCGACCCGACCGGGCAAUGUUGAGCACCGCGGCCCAUCGGACCCAGCGACCAAGACUGCCAUGGAGGGAAUGCAGAGUCUUACCCCAGGAUAUAGUGGCCGAGCAAGUAAUAACUCCGAGUCUCGGGUGAGUGCCAAAUCUCCUGCGGUCAGUGAUGGCGGGGUACCGUCCAACCGACUCUGGUCUAGCCACAGUUCGUUUAAGAACCCCUUAUCGAUGUCCAAAGUUGCCAAGCCAGACGAGGAAAGAGAGACAAAGGAGACGACUUCGUUAUCGACCGAGAGACUGUCCGAGAUGAACCCUCGUCGCUCGUCCAUUUUCGACAUGCGGUCGGAGUGGAUCUAA
Peronospora belbahrii is the source of this 570-nucleotide messenger RNA. NCBI's taxonomy places the organism in Eukaryota, Oomycota, Peronosporomycetes, Peronosporales, Peronosporaceae. The record is from the annotation of a GenBank genome assembly.